This is a messenger RNA of Mesocestoides corti, 585 nucleotides long. Lineage: Eukaryota; Metazoa; Platyhelminthes; Cestoda; Cyclophyllidea; Mesocestoididae. The record is from the annotation of a GenBank genome assembly.
AUGCUUAAGCAUUCACAUUGUUUCAGUCCUUUCCGGAUAGUCAGUGACUGUGGGGCUGCUUUCGCCAUGGGCACAAUCGGUGGUGGCCUGAUUCAUGCUUAUAAGGGCUAUCGGAAUGCUCCAGCCGGUCAGUUCCGCAAAUUUUCCUCUGCAUUUGCUCAGAGCCGGAUGAAAGCGCCUCUCCUGGGUGGUGCCUUUGCUGUUUGGGGCGGCAUGUUUACCGCCGUUGAUUGCACGCUGGUUUUUGUCCGUAAGAAGGAAGAUCCCUGGAACUCAAUUACAAGUGGGGCCAUCACAGGCGCUGUUCUCGCAGUGCGUCAUGGACCUGCGGCUAUGGCUGGUCAGGCCGUAAUUGGUGGAAUAAUUCUUGCUAUCAUCGAGGGCAUUGGAAUCAUGAUGAGUCGAUUCGCCCCUAUGCUUAUGCAAUCGCAACCACCAUCGGACGGGGGCAGCGGCGGUUUCUUCAGCAGCUUCUUCUCUAGCGGCCCUAGUAGCUUUGAAACUUCUAGCGCUCCACCUCCCGUUAGCACCUCCUCUAGUGACGGCCAGUCUCCAUCAGCAAGUGGGGGCUUCAUGUUCCAGUAG